AUGAAACUAAUCGAAAUUGUGUAAUUGAUUGAAAAAUUCUAAAAGGAAUAAAACUAUCAUGACAUUGUAUACAUUAUAUCUAAAAGGUAAGCAUUCUGUAGUUAAUAUAUUAGUUGGGUUUAAACAUUUAAAGAUUCUGUUAAAUUUAAUUGCAAAAAUAACAUACCUAUGAAGCCUAUAAAUCAUGAUAUUGUAGAUGAAACUAAAUCUAAUGUUCUUUAGUAAUAUAUCCAAAAUUUAUUAGAUAUUAAGAUGAAAUAUACAAUUCAUUUUUAAAAGAUAAUUUAAAACUAAAUGUUGAUUACAUUUAUAUCAAUCAAUAAAUAUGGUCACAUCUAAAUGUAAACUUAUUAAUAAUUUGAAAGACUCUUUAUGAUGGACACUGUAUUAAAAGAUAAUUGAGAAAUUCAAAUUAAAUUAAUGAAUUCAUCAUAUAUAACUUCAUUCCUGUAUAUCAAUCCUAAUAACAUUUUAUUGAAGGAAUAUAAUAAUUUGAUUCCUCUUGGAAUAUUUCCUAAAUAAUUUCACAUUUAGAAAAUGCAUUAUAAAAUUAAUUAUCAUUUUAAAUUCCAAAAAGUAAUUUCAUAUAAUUAUAUACUCUCAAAAAUGAGAAUUAAAUGAAAUUUGUUUAAAUUGUAUAAGAAAUUAAAGAAAAAAAAAUUGAAGUAAUAAAAAUAGAAGAAUUAAGCUAAAUGCGUGAUAAAAAAUAUAUCAUAAUGGAUAUUAAAUAAUUAAAAAAAGAUUUCUUUUUUGAAAAAACUUAACAGAUAAAUCAUGAUAAAAGUGAAACUAUUUUAAAUUAAGAAUAUAUUGAAUAUUGUAGGUAAGGUUUAACUAUAUUUGAUGAUUAAUAAACUUUAUUAAGUUGCAUGCUUAAAUGCUAUGAAAUGAUAGAUGUAAUUAGAAAUGAAAUCUUAUAUAAUUCCACAUAGAAAUAUUAGAAUUUAAAAUAAAUACUUCAAGAAUCAUAUUAUGGAUUUAAUGAAUACAUUUAUUAUGAUUUGUUGGAUUAUGAGUUUUUAGAGGAAAAAUAAGUUGUGAUUACUAAAUCAAGAUAUGAUGCAAUAUAUAUUUAUAACAAUGAAAAUAGAGUCAUUAUAAAUAAUUAGAAGAAUAUUAGAUAAUUAGUUGAAUCUUUAUUGAGUCAUCCUUAAUUACAAUGUGAUUUUAAUUCAGUUUUGUUUGAGUGUAGUAAUGAAUAUUAUACUGAAUAUAUUGAUUUUACAAAACCUGCAUAUAGUUUAAAAGAGGGAUAUAAAUUUUAAUUGAGAAAGUUAAUGGAGUAAGAACAUAAUAUUAAUGAUGAAGAUAAAAUAGAAAUUAGAGUACAUUAAUGUACAUAUGAAAACAUAGGUUAUCAAUAAUAUAAACCUUUUGCUCCAAUAUUAAAAUGUUUUAUAAGUUAAUAAGCUAAAUUUUAAGAUUUGCAUAUGUUAAUAGCUAAUUUAUUUGAAGAAAUAAAUUAUGAGAAUUAUAAAGAAUUUAGAUUGAAUAAGAAAUAUAAACUAUAUUUCUAAACAGAUUAAUAAGGAUUAAAGAAAUGUACAUUUUGUUAAUAGAAAUUAUGUAAUAAUUGUUAAGUACCUUUUAAUGAUAAAUCUUUAAAUUUUGGUAGUAGAAUGAUAAACAUAUAUGUUAUAUAUGACGAAAUACUAAAUAUUGUUUCUAAUUAUUAACCAUAAUAUUUUGAUAAUUAUUAUUUGAGAGAAUAUUUUGAAGUGGAUUGGGCUAAAGAUAAAAUUUUAAUUUUGAACAUAAAUUAAGAAUAAAUAAAACCUUAUAAUAUUAAAUAUUAUUUUGAUUCACGUAUGUACUUAUAUAAUAUUUCAGAUCUAUAUUAGUUAUAAGGAAUAAUUGAAAAGGUAUCAUAAAAUGAAUAUUAAUGUUAUUGUCUGAAAUAGUAAUAAUGGUAUAGAUUUACAAAAAAUAAAUUCUAAAAGAUAGAUAAUAUAAAUGAUGAUUUAAAUGUAGUUAAAUUGUUCUAUAUAAGAAAAUGA
Paramecium pentaurelia is the source of this 1997-nucleotide messenger RNA. The record is from the annotation of a GenBank genome assembly. Lineage: Eukaryota; Ciliophora; Oligohymenophorea; Peniculida; Parameciidae.